Dipodomys spectabilis (banner-tailed kangaroo rat) is the source of this 1712-nucleotide messenger RNA. Its product is annotated as insulin receptor substrate 1-like. Bases 1 to 1413 code for a protein of 470 amino acids. Gene Ontology annotation, biological process: insulin receptor signaling pathway. The record is from RefSeq and is a predicted model, not a curated record. Gene Ontology annotation, molecular function: phosphatidylinositol 3-kinase binding; insulin receptor binding. Gene Ontology annotation, cellular component: plasma membrane; cytosol. Lineage: Eukaryota; Metazoa; Chordata; Mammalia; Rodentia; Heteromyidae. The transcript has 2 exons.
AUGGAGCCGACGAGCAGCGGCCCCGCGUCGCCCCCGGAGCCCCGGUACACGGAGGCGGCCCCCGGCCCGCCCUCCCCGCCCUGCCCGCCCGACGUGUGGCUCUGCGGCCACCUGCGCAAGCAGAAGUCCCAGCGCCUGCGCUUCUUCGUGCUGCGCGCGAACCCGCCGCGCCUCGAGUGCUACGAGAGCGAGAAGAAGUUCCUCGCCGCGGCCGCCGCCGCCGACCCCGCCGCCCGCCCCGCGCGGCCCCGGCGCUGCGUCAGCCUGGAGGGCGCCUGCACCAUCAGCAAGCGCUCGGACGCGCGCCAGCGCCACCUGAUCGUCGUCUACACCGGCGACAGCAGCCUGGGCGUGGCGGCGGCCAGCGAGGCCGAGCAGCAGGCUUGGUACAGCGCGCUGCUCCAGGUGCGCGCCGCCGCCGCCGCCGCCACCAAAGCCGCGGGUUCUGCCACCCACGAGGACCCCGGGACCUGGAUCCUCGCGCCGUUCCAGGACGUGUGGCCCGUGACGCUGCGCCCCAAGGGGCUGGGGAGCCUGCGGGGCCUGGGCGGCGGCAGUUACCGCCUGUGCCUGGGCUCGGGGGCGCUGAGCCUGCUGCGGAAGCCCGGCAGCCGCGGCUCCCGCGCCGGCCUCGCCCCGCCGCCGCCCGCCCUGCGCCUGUCCCUGCUCAGCGUGCGGCGCUGCGGCCACGCCGACGCCUUCUUCUUCCUGGAGCUCGGCCGCUCGGCGCCCACCGGGCCGGGGGAGCUGUGGCUGCAGGCGCCCGACGCCGUGGUGGCCCGGAGCAUCCACGACACAGUCCUGGCCGCCAUGAAGAGACUGGGCGGCGGGGCCGAGCCCCUGCCCCGAGACGGCCCGGCCGGCUCCCCCGCGCCCCCGGCCCUCUCGCCCUAUGAGACCCCGGCCCCCGCCCCCCGGCCCAGAGGCCUGGGGGAGAAGGCACAGGCGACGCUCCGGUCCCUGGCGCGGCUGGUGCCGGCUGCCUCCCGCUCGGGCGCGCCGGGCCGGGCCGGGGCCGCCGCCGCGGAGGACCCGGCCCCCGACGACUACGUGCACAUGGUGGGGAGCUGCGAGGGGGACGACUACGUGUGGAUGGCACGCCCGCGCGACGCCGGCGUGGCCGCCGGGCACGUGCGGGGCGCAGAGUACGUGCCCAUGAACCCCUUCCCACUGGCGCCCCCUCCCCGGGGUCCGCGCCGCAGCACCGACAGCGCGAGACCCGGAGGACCCUGCGCUCCAUCCUGGACAAGGCUGGUGCGGGAGCGGGGGGUUGCGGGCGUCCAGCCCAAGGCCCAGCCGCCCACCCCCGACAGCUGCCUCAGCUACAUGGACCUGGACCUGGUCCCUCCCCUGGAGGUCCGCGGGGACGCCCCUAGGGCCCGCCCUCACGCCUAUGUGAGAAUCAAGUUCUAGAACCUUCCCAGGCUCAGGUGAGAAACAGCAAACAGAAAACAGAGCCAAAGUUACUAAUGUGCCCCUGACCUCCACUCCCCGCCUUCUAACGUCCUCCUGCUCCCCAGGCCCUGAGGCAGCAGGAUGUGACCUGGCGGUGACCCUCUGCUGCCCCUUGACUUCCUUUCGCGGGGUUUCCCAAGAAAUCCUCACGCACAGAUGCCCCCCAAAUCCGAUUCUUUCAAAGAAACUUCUAGAACGUCUAUACCCCUUCCCCCAAUAACUUACACAAGUCUGGUGCUUCUCAGCUAAACUCCUGA